Molecule: messenger RNA, 1239 nt
Organism: Colletotrichum fioriniae
Lineage: Eukaryota; Fungi; Ascomycota; Sordariomycetes; Glomerellales; Glomerellaceae
Molecular function (GO): 2-oxoglutarate-dependent dioxygenase activity
Source: RefSeq, a predicted model, not a curated record
AUGGUCGCCGACAUCAACCAACUCCCGCCGUACAGCCCGCCCCCGCCAACACAAGAGGACCUCGAUUACGUUGACCUUGUCAACAUCGAUCUCUCAAAAUUUGAUACUCCCGAGGGCCUCCAACAGCUCGCCAAAGACCUUUACGAGGCCGCUACUGGCUAUGGCUUCCUUUACCUGACAAACCACGGUAUCUCCAACGAGACCUACGAACGCCAAAUGCGCAUCGCCAAUGCGGCGAUGACACUCAAGCCUGAAGAGAAGGCCCCUUACGAAGUAACUCCCGAAGAGGAUGCUCGUGGACUGUACGCCGGAUACAAGCCUGCAGGACCCCUUGGGCACAAGGGUGGCUUCCCCAAGGCUCUGGACCACUACAACAUGCUUGUUCAUGAUCCCAAGGACCGCCCCCACCCCGAGAUUAUCCGUCCGUUUAUGGAUGAGACGUACGAGGUCAUGAGUUACAUUCGGACCAACAUCUUGGUGAAGCUGCUCAAGCUUGUGUCCAUGGUUCUUGAAGUUCCCGAGGAGAAGGUCCUCUCCACACACGCCCCUGGUGGAUCCAAGACUGAAUACCUGAGAUAUAUGAUGUGCGAACCUCGAUCAAAGGAAGAGAGUGAAAAGUACCGUGAUAUCUUCCUCGCUGGACACACCGACUGGGGCACUUGGACAUUCCUCUUCUCCCAACCCGUCGCAGCACUCCAAGUUCUUUGCCACGAGACUGGCAGAUACCGUCACGUCCGCCACGUCCCCCACGGAAUCGUCGUCAACUUUGGCGAGGCCCUCGAGCGCCUCACCGGCGGGCUCUUCAAGGCUACAAUCCACAGAGUUAUCCGUAAGCAAACACCUCAAGCAGAAAAGCCCGCGACGGCCAUAUCUAACACAACACAAACAGAGCCGCCCAUGGACCAGCGCCACCUCCGCCGCAUCGGCGUAAUCUACUUCUCCCGCCCCGCCGACGAGCGCGAGCUCGUCCCCAUUGAGGACUCACCCCUCCUGCAGCGCAUGGGCACCGACAAGCCCAUCGACGAGCGCAUCUUCUGCAUGGCCGACUACCUCGACGCGAGAAAGCACGGAUGGAAGCGCUACGACUUUGACAUUGACCGCCCUCGUGAGGAGGGUGUUCACCAGGACCCCUUCGAUGGCGAGUACACCGACCCCGAGGGUCACAAGUCGCUUGGAAAGUUUGACAAUGUGCCGCGUUUGCAGUAUAGCCUGCCUACCGUCAAGACUGGUACUGCCUGA